CUGUCUCUCUUCAUUUAUAUUCUCCACCUCUCUCCUUCCACACAACACACCAACAAAGCUCCUCUUCUCUUCCUCAUAUCUUCCCCAUAUUAUACAUUUCCCAUUUUACCCUUCCUUCUCCUUUGAAUUCUCACCCCAUUGCCACUCACAGUCAGAUGUCUUGUGCAGUGAAAUGAAGAAGACGAAGACUCAAAUCAUCCUCCUCUUCCUUCUCCUCAAUCUCUCUCACUCUCUCUCCAUCUCUUCUCAUGGAUCUCUCUCCGAUAACGAAGUCCGUCACAUUCAACGCCGUCAGCUACUCGAGUUCGCCGAGCGCGGCGAGAAAGUCACAGUCGAUCCUUCUCUAAGCUUCGAAAACCCUAGAUUACGAAAUGCUUACAUAGCACUUCAAGCUUGGAAACAAGCAAUCCUCUCCGAUCCUUUCAAUUUCACGGCGAAUUGGAUCGGAUCCAAUGUGUGUAACUAUACCGGGGUUUUCUGUUCGCCGGCGCUCGACAACCGGAGGAUCCGUACCGUCGCCGGAAUUGAUCUCAAUCACGCCGAUAUCGCCGGGUAUUUACCUGAAGAGCUUGGUUUGUUAUCAGAUCUCGCUUUGUUUCAUGUAAACUCGAACCGGUUUUGUGGUACUGUACCGCACCGGUUUAACCGGCUUAAGCUUCUAUUCGAGCUUGAUCUCAGUAAUAACCGGUUCGCCGGGAAAUUUCCUGCUGUUGUUCUCCGGUUACCGUCGUUGAAGUUUUUAGAUCUCCGGUUUAACGAGUUUGAAGGAACUGUACCAAAAGAGCUUUUUAGCAAAGAUCUAGACGCGAUUUUCAUAAACCAUAACCGGUUCCGGUUCGAGUUACCGGAAAAUUUCGGAGAUUCGCCGGUUUCCGUCAUCGUCCUCGCGAAUAACCGGUUCCACGGUUGCAUCCCGUCGAGUAUGGUGGAGAUGAAGAAUCUUAACGAGAUCAUCUUCAUGAACAAUGGGCUUAACUCUUGUUUACCGGCGGAUAUCGGACGGUUGAAAAACGUGACGGUGUUUGACGUCAGCUUUAAUGAGCUUGUGGGGCCGUUGCCGGAGAGUGUAGGAGAGAUGGUUUCGGUGGAGCAGCUUGAUGUGGCGCAUAAUAAAUUAUCCGGGAAGAUUCCGGCUAGUAUUUGCCAGUUACCCAAACUUGAGAACUUCACUUUUAGUUACAAUUUCUUCACCGGAGAAGCGCCUGUGUGUCUUAGAUUGCCAGAGUUUGACGAUCGGAGAAAUUGUUUGCCGGGAAGACCUGCUCAGAGGUCUCCAGGGCAAUGUAAAGCGUUCUUGUCUCAGCCGCCGGUAAAUUGUGGAUCGUUUAGUUGUGGCCGGUCUGUUCCGUCUCGUCCUCCGGUUGUAACUCCCUCACCGCCUCCACCACUCCAUUACAACUCUCCACCGCCACCACAAGUCUAUUACAAUUCACCCCCUCCACCGCCGGUUCAUUACAGCUCAUUGCCGCCACCACCGCAAGUCCAUUACAGCUCACCGCCGCCACCACCGCAAGUCCAUUACAGCUCACCGCCGCCACCUCCAGUCCAUCAUAGUUCUCCGCCACCACCUGCGGUGAUACACCACAGCCCACCACCACCGUCCCCUGAAUAUGAGGGACCAUUGCCGCCGGUCAUCGGAGUAUCAUAUGCUUCUCCUCCACCACCGCCGUUCUAUUGAUUCUUUUGAGAAAACUUGUCACCGAAACGAUGACGUGGCACGAACCCUAAAACGCGAUACGAUGUCGGUUUGUCAAUUCUUACAAAGCAUACGCGCAAUUCGAGAUUCUUUAGAAAAUUUAUUUGGUGAAAAAUAAAUAAACGGAGGAUAAAAAAAGAGUUGUUUGUUGUAUAGAAGAAAUUUUACCUUUUAUCAUUUGUAUUUUUCUAUUUCAUUUUCUUUUUCUUUUUUUGAAUUUUUUCUUUCAUUUGGAUUUGUUAGUUUCGUAGCAUUGUUUUCUUUAGACAUUUGUAUUUGAUCUAUGAGAAGAGCUUAGGUUAUACAAUUCUUUUUAAAUACUAUCUUUUGUUCAUUA
Eutrema salsugineum is the source of this 2033-nucleotide messenger RNA. RefSeq names its product leucine-rich repeat extensin-like protein 4. Gene Ontology annotation, molecular function: protein binding. The record is from RefSeq and is a predicted model, not a curated record. The transcript is spliced from 2 exons. Lineage: Eukaryota; Viridiplantae; Streptophyta; Magnoliopsida; Brassicales; Brassicaceae. The coding region runs from base 173 to 1678 and encodes 501 amino acids.